AUGGGAAAUGAAACCGAUGCAAAUUCGAACAGUUCGCCUGUACAGGGUGAUAUGGCUGACUUGGUGCGCGCAAUGCUCGAACAGAACAGACUGCGUGAGCAGCAGAUGGAGCAAAUAAUAACCAAAUUAAUGGACAACCAGAAAACGACGACACCGAUGAUGCUACCUAAUCUGACGAAGACGAUCCCAAUGUUUAAUGGCGAAACAGGUGAUACUGAUGCGGCUGCGGAGUGGUUGAAUGCGUUGAAAACCGCCGCGCAAUUAAACGGUUGGCCUGAUGAGAGUACGUUGGAAGCGGGACGCUCUUAUUUAGAGGGAGCAGCGAGGAACUGGUAUCUCAGUCACAUGGUUGAACUAAACACUUUUGCUAAAUUCUCUAAAUCGUUCGAAGCUAUGUUUAUGGCACCAGAAGAAGUAACAGAAACAUGGAAGAGAAUGUACGAGCGUGUACAACAAAAGAAUGAAACGGUUUUCGCUUAUUUCCACGACAAAGUGCGGAUGUGUCGCCGGUUGAAAUUAUCCAUGAGUGAAACCAAGAAAAUGAUUUGCGUCGGGUUACAUUCUCGAGAUAUGUCAAGUGCAUUAAUGAGUAAUGGACAUGUACGUGAAGAGGAGUUGAUGGCUGACAUUCGUGAAUACAACGAGGUGAGUUUAAUACGUGGUGAACGUUUCCGUAGUACGUCGACACCGAGUAGACAAUUAAUCGCCGCGAAAAGUACAAGUGUACCGAAGGUCGGUACGGAUAAACAGAAUACAAUUACAAGUAGUCCAAUUAAGAAAGAGUUUCGUAAAACUUAUGAUGGACCUCGUUGUUACAAUUGUCAACUGACCGGACAUGUUGCAAGGGAUUGUACGCAACCACGACGACCACUUAAAUGCACUAAGUGUAAAUUGGAAGGACAUACAUCUAAAUAUUGUGAAGUAGCCAAUACGCCGGAUGUGAGUCUAGUGAGUUGUCAAACUAAAAGUAAAUUCAUGUAUUACAUUAAAGAAGUGCGUAUCAACGACAACAAGAAAACCGUCCGAGGUCUAGUCGAUACCGGUAGUGCUUUCACUAUUAUAACAAAGACUAUUGCAAAGUCCUAUGGUCUUGAGGUGCGACCUAAAACGGUAAACAUGUACGUCUACGGAAAUGCUCAAUCAAUAGCAAGUUAUGGUGAAACACAAGCGACCAUCCAUAUUGAUGAAGUGAGUGAGCUCAUCACACUGGUGGUAGUUGACGACCAAAUCCAACAAUACGAUAUAAUAAUUGGCCGUUCCUUUACUGACUGUGAAAAUGUCACAUUUAUCAAAACAACGGAUCAAUUACAGUUUGCCUACGGUAUGAUGAUGCCAUAUCAGGAGGGAGGUGUUCCAUAUGAGUCCACUAGUAAACAAAUAGUGCGAGUGGUUGGCGAAAACGAAAACAUACCGGCCAAUAGUAUGAAGAUGAUAAAGGUAAAUGCAGGUGACCAUGAUGUAGAGGUAAUGCUCAUCAAUGAGGAAGAUACUGCGAUAAGGCUGAACAGGGAUCAAUCGGUAGGAGUUAUCCGAGGUGGUCGGAAGUCCACUGAAAACAACCAUGAUGUAAAGACACCCAUAACUGCGGAGAUGGUGAAGUAUGGUUCGACACUUUCCAGUGACGAAGUAGACGGAUUAGUGCAUUUACUAAAUCGAUACCGUGAGUGUUUCGCAUUUAAUUUAAAUGAGCUCGGGUGUACCGAUGUUCUAGCGAUGGAUAUUGUGGAUGAUGGUAAACCAGUGAUGAGCAAACCAUACCGAGCCAGCGCAUCUGAACGAGAAACAAUUAGUCGCAUAGUACAGGAGUGGAAGGAGGCGGGCAUUGUCACUGAAACAAAAUCAGCUUAUGCGUCACCAGUACUAUUAGUUACAAAAAAAGAUGGCGACGCAAGACUUGUGGUUGACUAUAGAAAGUUGAAUGCUCAAACGGUGAGAAAAGUUUUUCCUACUCCUAAUAUAGACGAGCACCUGGAAACACUACAUGGAGCAACGUUGUUUACAACUCUUGAUCUUGCCUCCGGUUACCUACAGGUACCUCUAACUGAAACGUCUAAAGAGAAAACUGCGUUUAUCACACCGAGUGAGUCGGGUCAAUUCGAACGAAUGGUUUUCGGUCUCAUCAACGCACCCUAUGAAUUUUCGAGGUUGAUGCAACGAAUAUUACAACCAUUGAAAAACAAAGUCGCUAUGUGGUACUUGGACGAUAUUCUGGUACCAUCAACAUCGUUCCAGGACUUGAUAAAUCGGUUGAGUCAAGUAUUCGAUGCACUUAGAGAAGCAAAACUGACUCUCAAGUUGAGUAAAUGUCAUUUUGGAUGCACUGAAGUAGCAUAUUUAGGAUUUAUGUUGUCAGCAGCUGGAGUGAGGCCUGGUGAUCAAAAGGCCAUAGCCAUACAACAAUAUCCAAAACCUAAAAACAAACAUGAAGUGAGACGAUUUCUUGGUUUAUGUGGGUUUUUCAGAAGGUUCAUUCCACGUUAUGCGGAGAUAGCCCGACCAAUAAGCGACUUACUUCGGGAUAAUGAGCAAUUUGUGUGGACAGAGACUCAGGAGGAAGCGUACAACAAUCUGAAGGCCAGGUUGGUCAGUAAACCAGUGCUCCAAGUCUUCAACCCUAAUGCGGAUACUGAAUUACACUGUGACGCUAGCAGUGUGGGUCUGAGUGGCAUGUUGCUUCAACGAGGUGAAGGUAAGAGGUUACACUUGGUGCAUGCUGUAUCAAAAAAGACUACCUCAGCUGAACGACAUUACCACUCGAGCAAGCAGGAGCUAAUGGCAGUGGUCUGGAGUAUGUGUAGAUUGCGACCUUAUUUAAUUGGGAUUAAAUUUUUAGUUGUUACAGAUUGUCAGGCAAUAGUACAUCUUAAUACCCAAAAGACUCUGAACCCCCAAGUAGCGCGUUGGGCAACGCUCCUAAGUGAGUAUAAUUUUGAUAUAAAGCAUCGUCCAGGCAGUAGGAUGGAUCAUAUUGAUGCCUUGAGUCGUGCGCCGACAAGCAUGUCACAGGACACUGAAACUGAAUUAUUGGACGAGCACAUGGAAGUGUUUAUUGCUAUGACCGAGGAGGAUCAGGUGAUAGCAAUGCAGCAGGCAGAUGUGAAACUGAAAGCAAUCAUGAGUAUCCUUAGUCAAGAAGAAUCAGAACAUACAACAACCGAAGCUGAAAGAGUGAAAGAUUACCAACUUCACCAUGGUAUGUUAUAUAGGAAGGUGACGGUGGACAACAACGAAACAAGGUUAUUAUGGGUAGUACCUGAGUCAAUGCGAAAGAGUAUAGUGGUAAGGUUCCAUGACUUGGCGGGUCAUUUCGCAGUGGACCGGACAGUCAGUAAGAUAAAAGAAAGGUACUACUUCCCAAUGAUGCGCAGAUACGUGAAGAUGCACAUUAAUUGCUGUCCUGAGUGCAUACUAAUUAAAACCCCCCGAGGAAGACAGCCUGGUGAGCUUCACCCCAUUACCCCAGGUAAACGACCGUUCGAGGUGAUCAACGUUGAUCACAUUGGUCCGUUUAUGAAAUCAACAAAAGGUAACAGUCAUAUUAUAGUGUUGAUUGACAAUUUAACCAAAUAUGUUAAGCUAUAUCCAGUGAAGAGCUGUGGCACAGAGGCGGUAGUGACAAACUUACAGUUAUUUGUGAAGUCAUUUGGGACGCCAAGGCGAAUUAUCAGCGACCGAGGGACGGCCUUCACGUCUAAGGCAUUCGAAGCAUUCUGUGUACAAUAUGGUAUUCGCCAUACGUUGAACUCGGUGAGACACCCACAAUCCAAUGGACAGGUGGAACGUGUCAACAGCACCCUAGUUCCGGUAAUGCAGUCAACUAUGGAGUCGGAUCAGACCUGGGAUAAACGUAUAUCUGACAUCGAGUGUCAUUUGAAUAAUGCUUAUAACAAAACAAUCGGUGAUACACCUUUUCAUGUAUUAUACGGAUAUUAUCCAAGUUUUAGGGACGGAGUGUUGCAGCAUGUGACAACAAACGAGGUAUGGGACUCUGCAGCAGAGAUUCAAAACAAAAUCCGGGAACGCAUAUCUAGAGAACAUCAGCAAUGGAAGCAACGGUACGAUUCUAAGCAUGUCAAGCCAAUACGUUAUGAGGUUGGAGAAGUGGUAUUCAUACGCAGACCACCAGAAGCCACAGGGGAGUCAACAAAAUUGCAGUUCAAAUACCGUGGCCCACUGGUAGUUACUGAGGUACUACCUAAUGAUGUUUAUCGAGUGGCAGGGCUACGCGUCGAAGCUGGAAAACGUUAUGUGACUGUCGUUCACGUUUCACAUAUUAAGGGAUAUCAUCUACCAGCAAAUGAGGAACCAAACGAAGACUCAACAGUGAUGGGGCAUGAGGAAGAAGAUAUGAAGCAUGAGGAAGAAGACAUGAAGCAUGAGGAAGAAGACAUGAAGCAUGAGGAAGAAGACAUGAAGCAUGAGGAAGAAGACAGACCACGAGAUGUACCCAAUACCGAAGAGAUAGAAGUAAAGAAGUCAGAAGUAAAAGACAAACAACCCAAACGUGUAAAGAAAACACCAGCUUGGCAUUCAUCUUACCAGAUGUAA
This is a messenger RNA of Macrosiphum euphorbiae (potato aphid), 4548 nucleotides long. Lineage: Eukaryota; Metazoa; Arthropoda; Insecta; Hemiptera; Aphididae. The record is from the annotation of a GenBank genome assembly.